Capsella rubella is the source of this 1482-nucleotide messenger RNA. RefSeq names its product F-box protein At2g21930. Gene Ontology annotation, molecular function: protein binding. The transcript has a single exon. The coding region runs from base 81 to 1262 and encodes 393 amino acids. Lineage: Eukaryota; Viridiplantae; Streptophyta; Magnoliopsida; Brassicales; Brassicaceae. The record is from RefSeq and is a predicted model, not a curated record.
GUUAUUCUCUUCUCGGUUAAGUCUUUUUUUUUUUGUGAGUGAGAAGUUAAAUCGACGCCUUCUCGUUCGUUUUCACCGCCAUGGAAAUACAGAGAGCAAAAAAGAAAAUCAAGAUCUCCGAUGAUCUCAUAACAUGCAGACCAAUCUCAGUUCAGAUUCCAUCUGAUCUCAUCCCAGAGUUACUUAAAGAGUUACCUGUUAAAACCCUAGCUAGGUUCAUGUCCGUUUCGAAAGACUUCGGUUCCAUCAUUCGCAACCGAGACUUCAUGAAGUUGUACUUACGCAAGUCUUCGUCUCGUCCGCAAAGUCUCAUCUUCACAAUCGAAGGCAAGGAAUCAGGGAAGCAUUUCUUCUUCUCCUUGCUUCAGUCCCAAGAUCAAGGUGAAUCAUCAUCUCCUGUUGUAACUUAUCUUAUGAAUUGUCGUGCUCUACCGUACACAACCAUUGCUCCCUCUGUUCACGGUUUGGUUUGCCAUGGACUUCCUUCUGGACUUAUUGUGUCUAACCCUAGCACUAGACGGUCCAUUACUCUGCCCAAGAUUGAUACUCGGAGUAUAUCUAUGUACCACCACUUGGGUUAUGAUCCUAUCAGUGGUGAUUACAAAGUGUUGUGUAUGGUGAAAGGCAAGCAUGGUGGUUGGGGACGCCACUUGGCUAAUGAGCUUCGGGUCUUGACUUUGGGAAAGGGGAAUUUUUGGAGGAUGGUUGAAGACUUCCCUCCUCACUGUCUUUGUACUCAUGAGACUCCUGAUAUAUGUAUCAACGGUGUUUUGUAUUAUGUAGCUUUGCUAGAUACAGCGGUGAGUCAUGCGGUUAUGAGUUUUGAUGUUAGAACUGAAAAGUUUCAUCUCAUAGAAGGACCAGACCCUAAUGUGCGUCCGAAGGUGACCCGCUACGAGGGAAAGCCUGCACUCUUGUUUGCUGGGAUAGCUGAUUGUAGACUUAACUUGUGGGUUCUGGAGGAUGCUGCAAAACAUGAAUGGUCCAAGAUGUCUUAUGUUUCGACUACAGUUGCUUGCGAUGCUCACUUCUUCCACCAUAUCUUUUGUGCUAAUGAUGCAGGGGAGAUUGUUAUGGCACCUGAGUCCGUGUGUUCAUCAAAACCAUUUGAAGUUCUUUACUAUCAUCCAAGGAAAAAGACUAUGAGAAGUGUCCUCGUGGAAGGGUUCAGUGAACGUAAGGUUCCAUUUUGGGAUAAGGAUCCAUGUCAUAACAUAAUCUCUGUCUUCUCUGGUCAGCUUGAUAAUUUAAUGUUUCUCUAGCUAAAAAUGCCCUCAUGACCUCCUCUGUAAUGUUUGGUUCUUCAGCUUAAGUUGUGUUUCAUCUGGUCAGCUUGAUGAUCUUUUGUCUUCUCUUUUUUCCUUGUGACGGUCAGUUUAUGUUUCAUAGUUUUGGAAUGUAUGUAAUAUGUAGCCAUUAUGUUUUGAACUUGGGCAUCAAUAUGCUCUUCUGAUAUAAAAUACCUUUUGCAUAUAUAUAUAA